Messenger RNA from Aphanomyces astaci, 602 nucleotides. RefSeq lists its product as hypothetical. NCBI's taxonomy places the organism in Eukaryota, Oomycota, Saprolegniomycetes, Saprolegniales, Verrucalvaceae. The transcript is spliced from 3 exons. The annotation marks the transcript as partial. The record is from RefSeq and is a predicted model, not a curated record.
AUUUAAAAUCGACGAUUGAAAGUGGUUGCGUAGGCGAAGUUGGACAUGAAGUGGUGUGCGUCGACUUGGACACGGGCGUGGUCGUGCAGGGCGAGUUGCCCGUGGAUUUGCCGUCUCCAGUGUGGAAGACGUUGCAUGCGACGUUGCGGCAAUGCGUCAAGCUGCACGUAACCAAGAGCGACCACGUGUUUAGCCACUCGUUUGAGCGGCAGCCGCGCGAGUUUCCCCAGCGUCGCGUCCGUCUGGCCUUUCACGACGCCGUCCUUGCGGUCAUUGGAAGUGAGGACGUUGCAACCAGCAAGGGGGGCGUAGAAGACGUCCACUUCGGUCGGUUUCGCUACUUGUGGGACGACCAGUACCAGGACAAGAUGGUAUUUUUCGACGAAGCAGGGUACUUGGCGUCGUCGCCCGUGGUCAUGCGGCCGUUCCGAACGUGUUUGAUUGCCACACAGGCAUUUUCCGAGUACAUCGUCGACCACAACGGGUUCACGGACGACGAAGCUUCCAACUAGGACAUAAGUCCUGAUAUUGCGUCACAAUUAGGAUCUAUAUCCUGAUACCGCGUCAUAACUAUCCUAUUUAAGACCACCGUCGCAUUGUUC